This is a messenger RNA of Sebastes umbrosus (honeycomb rockfish), 3174 nucleotides long. RefSeq names its product nuclear receptor subfamily 4, group A, member 1 (gene nr4a1). Bases 245 to 1960 code for a protein of 571 amino acids. NCBI's taxonomy places the organism in Eukaryota, Metazoa, Chordata, Actinopteri, Perciformes, Sebastidae. Gene Ontology annotation, biological process: regulation of transcription by RNA polymerase II; cellular response to corticotropin-releasing hormone stimulus. Gene Ontology annotation, molecular function: nuclear receptor activity; RNA polymerase II cis-regulatory region sequence-specific DNA binding; zinc ion binding. The transcript has 7 exons. The record is from RefSeq and is a predicted model, not a curated record. Gene Ontology annotation, cellular component: transcription regulator complex; nucleus.
GUCAACGGAAUCCCGUAGUGCGUCAUCAGACGUCUAUUCUCUGAGCGUGCUCUCUGAUUGGCUGCUGGAUGGAAAUCUCCCCGCCCACAACCCGCCAUGUAUGGAAACCUCUCUCUGACGUCAUGGGAACACUGAGCAGCCGGUAUAAAUGCUAGGAGGAGACGAGAGCGCGCGGACUGAGAGCUGGAGACCCGGAGGAGGAUGAGCACAGUCCAUCACACCUGAAGACCUGAACACAGCCAUCAUGACGUGCAUCCAUCCCCAGCACGGAGCUCAGCUCUAUGAGAACGCUGUCGGCAGCUCGGAGCUCCAGAGCUCAGACUUUCUGUCCAGGCUAGUCGUGGAUACCAGCGUCCCACAGGACCACCUCUCUGCUCCGCCCCUGCCAAGCAUCGGCUCCCUGGUGGACACCCACAUGGCCGACUUUGACUCGUAUUCGUGCCAGUUCACCGCGGCCCCCGCCCAAGUCCCGCCGCAGCCGGGCCAGGAGACCCCCCUCAAGCUGGAUGACUUCCAGGUCUACGGCUGCUACCCCGGAGCGCUCACGCUGAGCUACCUCGAUGAGGCCGUGUCCCCCGGUGGAUCAGAUUACUUUGGCAGCCCCGCAUCGGCCUCAUCUCCUUCGACCCCCCGCUUCCAGAGUCAGCCGGCGUCCAACUGGGAUUCGGCCUUCGGGCCGUACUCACCCAGUCCAGGAUACUGGGCUGCAGAGGACACCUCGGUGCCACAAGAGCCCUCUUUCUUCACCUUUGGUUCUGUGGAGGAUAUGUCUCAUUUGGGACACUUACGAGAGCCGGAUCCUUUCACGUUGACCCACCCUCACCCGUCCGCACUGAGCUUCCCCGCCGUGGCGAUGGAGCAGGCACGCAGCCUCGACGGCACCAACCAGCUGGAUGGGAGCUUCUCUCCCAAAUCAAAGAGUCCCGGUGGAAACGAGGGCUGCUGUGCCGUAUGUGGAGACAACGCCUCCUGUCAGCACUACGGGGUUCGCACCUGUGAGGGAUGCAAAGGCUUCUUCAAGCGUACAGUACAAAAAAAUUCCAAGUAUGUUUGCCUCGCCAACAAAGACUGUCCCGUGGACAAGAGGAGGCGGAACCGAUGCCAGUUCUGCCGUUUCCAGAAGUGUCUGGUCGUGGGCAUGGUGAGGGAAGUUGUGAGAACGGACAGCCUGAAAGGACGAAGAGGUCGCCUGCCUUCGAAGCCUAAAGUGGCCCAGCAGGACGUGACGACCGCGGUUUCUCCAGUGAGCAUGAUCGCUUCUCUUGUGAGAGCGCACAUCGACUCAAACCCCGGCGUUGGGAGACUGGAUUACUCCGAGUACGACGAGACAGAAGAAGUCAGUCCGAACCAGAAAGUGGACGCUAGUGACAUCAGACGGUUUUACGAGCUGCUCACGUCCUCCAUGGAGUCCAUCAGGAAGUGGGCCAAGAGCAUCCCGGGUUUCUCUGAGUUCUGCUCAGAAGACCAGGAACUGCUGCUGGAAUCUGCGUUUGUCGAACUCUUUAUCCUGCGUCUCGCAUAUCGUUCCAAUCCUGAAAUGGACAAGCUCAUCUUCUGCAACGGCGCCGUGCUUCACAAGACGCAGUGCGUCCGAGGCUUCGGGGACUGGAUCGACUCCAUCUUGGAGUUUUCUCAAAGUCUCCAUCGCAUGAAGCUCGACGUUUCCUCCUUCUCCUGCCUCACAGCCCUGGUCAUCAUCACCGACCGACACGGUCUGAAGGAGCCCAGACGUGUGGAGGACCUCCAGAACCAGCUCAUCACCUGCCUCAAAGAUCACAUCUCCGGCUGCGGCUCCGACUCGUUGCGGCCGAAUUAUUUGUCCAGACUUCUCGGGAAGCUGCCGGAGCUCCGGACUCUGUGCACUCAGGGCCUCCAGCGCAUCUUCUACCUUAAACUAGAAGAUCUGGUUCCUCCGCCACCGAUUGUGGAAAAAAUCUUCAUGGAUGCUCUUCCGUAUUGAGACCUGGAGUUCAUACGAGAGUCAAAGAGAACAGACUUCAGGUAGAAGAAGCAUCCAGAGGAAAAAGGGCUACUCAUGACUUAUGAAGGGAACGAGUUAUAGAACCUGGAGCCGUCACAGAAUGCUCUUCUCUGCAGACGGGCCGGCUCAUUGGACCAAACGGUGACUGUUUACAUGCAACAAGCUGCCACGAAGGGAAGACGGUUAGAUACAGAUCAUAUCUGCACCAGCAGGUCGAGUAAUGAGCACAAUCAUUUAGCUUCUUUUUAGUAACAAUCUUUUGACUGUAAAUUGUACAUAAAAUACCUGACAAAGCAUUAUUAUUAUUAUUAUUAUUAUUAUCUCCAGCUCAUCUUAUUAUAUAUUAUAUUUCUGUUUAGAUGAAAUACUCCAGAAUGUGUCCCACGUCCCAGUCAACACCAUAGACUGUAUAAGUACGAUAUAUAUAUACUUAUAUAUAAGUAAUAUAUAAAGAUGAACAACGCGUCUCCACUUCCUCCCACUGUACAAAAUUACCCACAAUUCAUAGCUUUGUUACGUUAAACCAUAAACUGAAUAUAAAGAUGGACGACGUGUCUCCUCCUGUCUGCGCAGUAGUGAUCGGGGGGGUGGAGCCGCAGAAUCAAAUAACUAAUUGAAACCAAACUGAUCAGAAAAAUGAACGACUGCUACCUAAAAUGACAGAAACAUGUAUUUCUUUAUUUAACCGGCUCUAUGAGCUGUACUGCAGCCGGCCAGCAGGGGGCCAUCCAGAUGUUCUGGCUUCACUUCAGUGGAGCCGGCAUGUCGUCCAUCUUUAUAUCCGGUCUGUGAUCCACACACAUCGAUAUCCACAGCAAGAGUCCCUCAGAACUCCAGAGUGCUUCGUAUCUAACGCCACCAUGUGUGUGUAUAUAUAUAUAUAUGUAUGUAUAUGUAUAUAUAUAUAUAUGUGUGUGUGUGUAUCUGGUGAUAAUAAAGUAGGUUAAACCUACAGAGUAAUUCAGUGGUAUUGUUCAUGUAUCAUGAACAGAUAUUGAGCAGCUAAUAUAUACUGUGUAUGGUCUUAUACACUGUACGGUCUUGUAUGUAGAUUAUUAUGAAUCUGCCGGUGUUGUUGCCACGGCAACUGUGUUCUGCAGUUUGAAGAAAAUGUAAUUUUGUUUUGGGUUAUUUUUACAUACUAAGAAGUUAUAUUUUACUGCAGCUAAACGUGAAAUAAAAUGUCAAACUGC